GACUUUUUUUGAGAACUAAUACUUGCUGAUGUUUAUAUUUAAUAUAUUUCAGUUUAUAAUAACAGUAUAAUGGCUUCAUCGUCUUCAUUAGAAAAUUUAGAAACUCAAUUGGAAAUGUUUAUCGAAAACGUUCGUCAAAUUCAUAUUAUAGUUAGUGAUUUUCAACCACAAAGUCAAAAUGUUUUGAAUCAAAAACUACAAGCAUUGGUACACGGCCUUCAAGAAGUAGACAAAUUGAAAUCCCAAGUACAAGAUGUCCAUGUUCCUUUAGAAGUAUUUGAUUAUAUAGAUCAAGGACGCAAUCCUCAACUUUACACAAAAGACUGCAUAGAAAAAGCUUUAGCUAAAAAUGAACAGGUCAAAGGAAAAAUUGAUGCUUACAGAAAAUUCAAAGCUAAUAUGUUACUUGAACUUAGUAGAACAUUUCCCAAUGAGCUAAACAAAUAUAGAGCAUUAAGAGGAGAUGAAUAAUUUUUAAGAUAUGUAAAUAAGUAAAAAUUUAACGUAAUUAUUUAUUGUUUUAAUACAUAUUGAUAUAAAUCUUAACCAAUUUCAUUUUGAUUGUUUUAUGACGUGUUUUAUGAUUUAUAAAACACUAAAGUUUUAUAGACCUCAUUAAAGGACAUUAAGUAAUUGAAUGAUUACCUUAUUAUACAAAGCAUUCCAAUUAAAACUAAUUACUGAACAAAUCAAUUUUAUUUAAAAGCAUUUAUUAAGUUUCCUUUUCAUUACUACCCUUUACUACUACAUAUUGUUUGAUUUCUCUAUAAAAUGAAAUCCUAAAAAUGUGUAAUUCUUCUUACUAGUAUUAGUAAUAAUUAAUUAAUUACCUAAUUAUAAUUUAAUCAAAACUCAUUCUAGUUUUCUAAUAGAAUUCUUGAGGUUUACUUGAGACUAUUGGAAGUACCAGUUCUUUGGGGGCCUCAAUCCAACUAUGGGGGAGGUAAUAUACUCCCUAGGAGAAUCAACAAAAAAAUUUCACUACGAAAUCAUUUUAACUGUGUAGGGUAUUGAAACAAGAAAUAUCAUGGUAAAAUAAAAAUGAUUCCUGUUCUUUUUAUGUUUGUUCUAAAAUUAUCGUCUGUCUCGCCCAUUUUUCUAUGUGCUGUAUUCCACUAUUCUGUUUAAUUUCUGCAUCCUGACAUGUAGAAUUUUGCCUUGUAUACUUUUUAGUAUUUUCAUUUCGACUGUUAUCAUCUUUUAUAGUGUCCUACUCGUAUCUGGUCUUGUUUCUGCUGCUAUGUACUGAUAGCUCUUACUGUUGGUUUAUAUAUCUUGAUUUUACUUUCGGUAUUUAUUCCUCCAGAAAUUUGAGUCGUUUUUAUUGUUUGUUUUCUUACUUCUUAAAAAGAUUCUAAUGACUCGUUAUUUCUGCUCCCAGGUAUUUAAAAUUAUUCACUUGUAUGAUAAUUUUUUUGAAACUUACAUCAUAUUAGUUCUUUGGGUGUCACUCUAGGCAUUUGGUCUUCUUGGUGUCGAGAUGUUUUGCUUUAGUGUUAAAGCCGUUGGAGAUUAGGUUCAGUAUCUCCAGCAUAGCAGACGACAUGGAUUUUGUUAUCCAUUACGAAAUUAAAUAAGAAGGGACUUAGUGAGUCUCCUCAGCUGUUUCUUGUGUUUACAUUUCUAUAUUCUGUUGUAUGUCCUACUCUAAUUUUUGUUUUUCAUUAGGUAUUAAUAUUAUUAAUAAUUAUUCUAUGAUUCAGUCCCUUUUGUCUCAAUAUUUCUAAGACAUCAUUUAAUCUCACUGUGUCAAAAACCUUGGUCAUAUCGAAAAAGCACAUAUAUGCAGGUUUAUUGUAUUCUAGAGAUUCUUCGGAUAUUUGUUUGUUAAUAGUUCGAUGUGUACAAAAAGUAUUGAUGAGCGAAAGUGAGACGAAACGUCGAAAAAAAUAAUUGUGAGUAGUUCAGAAUCUAAGAUAUGGUGGAUUAUAAAAAAAUAUUCCAUAUAUUUUUUAUGAAUUGCUUUUUUUCAUAGUGUUUUAGUAAAAAAAUGUUUGUAAGUAUUUAAUUAUAUGUGUGAAAAAAAUAAUAUUACAUAUUCAAAUACUGGACAAGAGAAUAUCUGACUUUGGGUGAGUAUUCUGAAUUUCAAUCCAAAAUAUAUGUAUAAAUAUCUUAGGCUACUAAAUAUUUAAUAAUGUUUAGAGAGUAUCAAUAAAUAUUUCAUGUUUUUAGAUGAUAUAACUUAUAAAAAUGAAGCUUAAAUAAGAUUAAACAUGUUCUUAUUCUUCGCCUCAUACUUUUGAGACACUCUGUAUAUUUCUUUAUAUAAUCUGUCAAUAUAUUAAAUUAUUUUUCAAUGUCAGUGAUUAUUGUGGUAAUCACAGAAUAACUUUUUUAUUUAUAUGUACAAAAACUUAUUCAACUAUUAAUAAAUUAAGUAGAUCAAUAUCAA
Messenger RNA from Diorhabda sublineata, 2395 nucleotides. RefSeq names its product mediator of RNA polymerase II transcription subunit 10 (gene MED10). Gene Ontology annotation, molecular function: transcription coregulator activity. The record is from RefSeq and is a predicted model, not a curated record. Lineage: Eukaryota; Metazoa; Arthropoda; Insecta; Coleoptera; Chrysomelidae. The coding region runs from base 70 to 471 and encodes 133 amino acids. Gene Ontology annotation, cellular component: chromatin; mediator complex. The transcript is spliced from 3 exons. Gene Ontology annotation, biological process: positive regulation of transcription by RNA polymerase II.